Odobenus rosmarus divergens (Pacific walrus) is the source of this 1020-nucleotide messenger RNA. It is a transcript of the gene ZNF444, whose product is annotated as zinc finger protein 444. Gene Ontology annotation, biological process: regulation of transcription by RNA polymerase II. Bases 1 to 1020 code for a protein of 339 amino acids. Gene Ontology annotation, molecular function: RNA polymerase II cis-regulatory region sequence-specific DNA binding; DNA-binding transcription factor activity, RNA polymerase II-specific. NCBI's taxonomy places the organism in Eukaryota, Metazoa, Chordata, Mammalia, Carnivora, Odobenidae. The transcript is spliced from 4 exons. The record is from RefSeq and is a predicted model, not a curated record.
AUGGAGGUCCCGUCUCCCCAGCCCGUGAAGCAGGAAGGCCCAACGGCCGAGGGCCUGACCCUGGACUCGCCCUGGCACCGUUUUCGCCACUUCCACCUGGGCGACGCGCCGGGCCCCCGCGAGGCACUGGGCCUGCUGCGUGCCCUGUGCCGCCAGUGGCUACAGCCCGAGCUGCACACCAAGGAGCAGAUGCUGGAGCUGCUGGUGCUGGAGCAGUUCCUGAGUGCCCUCCCUGCCGACAUCCAGGCCUGGGUAUGCAGCCGGCAGCCCCGGAGCGGGGAGGAUGCCGUGGCCCUGCUGGAGGAGCUCUGGGGAGCGGCGAGUAACCCCCAGGCCGGACCAGCAGUGAGGGUACCUCAGGAUGUGACAGAAGGCUCCGGGGUGACCAUUGGAAAGGAUGAUGUUGGGAUGAUGCCCUUAGGAGAUGCGGCCCCCGGGGCGGAGGUGCUGGCGACGGGGGACGCCCAGGCCACGCGCCCCUACAAGCAGGAGCCGGGCAGCCCUCCCCCGGCCCCCGCGGCGCCGCCUGCGCCGGGCCUGCCCGCCUUCCUGGCGGCGGCGGCGGCGGCCCCGGCCCCGGGCACCACCUCCUGCCCCGAGUGCGGCAAGGCCGCCCUGAAGCCCGCCCACCUGCUGCGCCACCGGCAGAGCCACUCGGGCGAGAAGCCACACGCCUGCCCCGAGUGCGGCAAGGCCUUCCGCCGCAAGGAGCACCUGCGGCGCCAUCGCGGCACGCACCCCGGCGGCCCCGGGCCGGCCCUGCGCCCGCUGCCCGCGCGCGAGAAGCCGCACGCCUGCUGCGAGUGCGGCAAGACCUUCUACUGGCGCGAGCACCUGGUGCGCCACCGAAAGACGCACUCGGGGGCGCGGCCGUUCGCCUGCUGGCAGUGCGGCAAGGGCUUCGGGCGCCGCGAGCACGUGCUGCGCCACCAGCGCAUCCACGGCCGGGCUGCGGGCAGCGCGGGCACGGCGGCGGGGCCCGGAGGCGGGGGCCCUAUCCCGGCCUGGCCGCUGGGGUAG